Molecule: messenger RNA, 1017 nt
Organism: Pseudocercospora fijiensis CIRAD86
Lineage: Eukaryota; Fungi; Ascomycota; Dothideomycetes; Mycosphaerellales; Mycosphaerellaceae
Exons: 1
Coding region: 1-1017 (338 amino acids)
Biological process (GO): mitochondrial respiratory chain complex IV assembly
Cellular component (GO): mitochondrion; membrane
Source: RefSeq, a predicted model, not a curated record
AUGCAGGGCUCACGAUCACUACGGCGCGUGAUCGCCGAGCUGCCCAGAAGGCCCAAAAUUACAAUAAAAUGUAAUAUCAAGCGACCAUCAUGGAUAUGCACACAAUGCCUCAGCCAACAGCGAACACGCCUGAAACCCUCCCAGCUCCUCCGCCAACAACGCCGCUCAUAUGCCAACCCAGCAGACUCACCAGGCUUCACAUCAAUCGUCGACAAUCCGCCCACCCUCGUCCGUUCAGGCCGUAAACACAACAAAGUCGGCAUAAUAAUCCUCGCCACAAUCCCCAUCACAGCAUUCAUCCUCGGCUGCUGGCAAGUCCAACGCUUAGGAUGGAAAACCGACCUCAUAGCCAAAUUCGAAGAUCGCCUCGUCCGAGACCCCUUGCCCCUCCCGCCACGAAUCGAUCCCGACGCAAUCAAAGACUUCGAUUACAGAAGAGUCUACGCAAGAGGACGGCUAAUGCACGAGAAGGAAAUGCUAAUCGGACCAAGACUCCUCGACGGAGAAGACGGAUAUCUAGUCGUCACACCACUCGACCGGUCAGGGCAGUUCAAGGGUGAAAGCAACGAGGCAGAUACCAGAAUCCUCAUAAACCGAGGCUGGAUCCCCAAAGACAAAGCUCCCCAGUCUUCUCGCCCCGAAGGUCUCCCUAAAGACGAAGUCACAGUCCAAGGCUUAUUACGCGAACCCUGGAAAAAGAACAUAUUCACCCCCUCCAACGUCCCUGCAGAAGGAAAAUGGUAUUUCCCAGACGUAUACCAAAUGGCAGAACACUCGGGUUCACAAGCCGUGUGGAUUGAAGAGACGAUGAAGAGCGAUCUUAUAGAAACGUAUAGGAGACAAGAGAAGGGUAUACCGAUUGGGAGACCUCCGGAAGUGAAUUUGAGGAAUAAUCAUACACAGUAUAUUUUUACGUGGUUUUCGUUGAGUUUGGCCACGAGUAUUAUGUUGUGGAUGGUUUUGAAGAAGCCGCCGGGUGGGGUGAGGAUGAGGGUUAGGCAGAAUAAGGAGUGGUAG